Messenger RNA from Abrus precatorius (Indian licorice), 1763 nucleotides. Its product is annotated as hydroxyisourate hydrolase-like. Lineage: Eukaryota; Viridiplantae; Streptophyta; Magnoliopsida; Fabales; Fabaceae. Bases 45 to 1595 code for a protein of 516 amino acids. Gene Ontology annotation, molecular function: beta-glucosidase activity. The transcript has 13 exons. The record is from RefSeq and is a predicted model, not a curated record. Gene Ontology annotation, biological process: carbohydrate metabolic process.
AUUUUAUAUUUGCACUGAGACAGGAGUUAGAACCAGAAACAUAGAUGGAACAAGAAACAUGUUUGAACGAUGCUUUGAUGCUCAUUUUCUUACUUCUGAACUUGCUUUUAGGAGUGAUGAGUGGUAACUAUAGAAGAGACGAUUUCCCUGCUGAUUUCGUUUUUGGAUCUGCCACUUCUGCUUAUCAGGUGGAAGGUGCUGCUAAUGAAGACGGAAGAACUCCUAGCAUCUGGGAUACCUAUGCCCAUGCUGUGUAUGGGCCUGUAGAAAAUGGAGAUGUAGCCUGUGAUGGGUACCACAAAUAUAAGGAAGAUGUGCAACUCAUGGUGGAAACAGGCCUUGAAGCCUAUAGAUUUUCCAUUUCUUGGUCGAGACUUAUACCAAAUGGUAGAGGACCCGUCAAUCCCAAGGGAUUGCAGUUUUACAACAAUCUCAUCAAUGAACUCAUUAGCAAAGGAAUCCAACCACAUGUCACACUACACAACUUUGAUCUACCACAGGCACUUGAGGAUGAAUAUGGAGGAUGGGUUAGUCGUGAUAUCAUAAGAGACUUCACACACUAUGCGGAUGUGUGUUUUAGAGAGUUUGGUGACAGAGUCUUGUAUUGGAUUACUGUGAACGAACCCAAUGUUUUCGGACAAGGUGGUUAUGAUCAGGGAACUACCCCACCCCAACGAUGUUCUCCCCCAUUUUGUGCGAUUAAGAGCAAAAGGGGCAACUCAACAUAUGAGCCUUACUUGGCAGUUCAUAAUAUUUUGUUAGCGCAUUCUUCAGCUAUGAGAUUAUACAGGAGAAAAUACAAGGGCAAACAACAUGGAUUUGUUGGUAUCUCUGUGUAUACAUUGCGGUUCCUUCCUCUGAAAAAUACAGAGGAAGACAAGGCAGCAUCUCAAAGAGCCCAUGAUUUUUUUGUCGGUUGGAUUAUGGAUCCCUUGGUGCAUGGAGACUAUCCCAUUUCCAUGAAGGAAAAUGCAGGUGCAAGAAUUCCGUCCUUCACAGAUCGUGAAUCUGAACAAGUUAAGGGUUCAUAUGACUUUAUAGGUGUAAUUUUCUACAACAGUGUUAAUGUCACAGACAAUCCUGAUGCCCUGAAGACAAGACCGAGAGAUUUCAGUCUAGACAUGGCUGUACAGAUAAUCUUUUUACAGGAUCUAUUUUCAGAGGAAGAGUAUCCUGUCACACCAUGGAGUUUACGGGAAGAGCUUAAUAAUCUCAAGCUCCUCUAUGGCAAUCCUCCCAUAUUCAUUGUUGAAAAUGGUCAACGGACAGUGAGCAAUUCAUCACUCCAAGACGUGUCAAGGGUGAAAUACUUGCAUGGAUUCAUUGGAGGCGUGCUUGAUGCCAUGAGAGAUGGAUCAAACAUAAAGGGGUAUUUUGCAUGGUCUUUUAUGGAUCUUUUCGAAUUGCUGUCCGGAUAUAAUUCGAGCUUCGGCCUAUACUAUGUUGAUCGGAAUGAUCCAGAGUUGAAGAGAUACCCAAAGUUAUCUGCAAAAUGGUACAGCUGGUUCUUGAGGGGGGGAAGCAACCCUAUAGUUGGAACUGUUGAACUGGAGAAGGAUGCAUCACUUCUUUCUGUUGGCCAUUUAUUUCAGUAGGCUCUGUAAUUUAAGUUUGUUUUCACCAGCUGUGCUUGACUUUCGGCCUUUAUAAGAAUAAUAAGUAAAUUAACAACUUCGGAUCUUAUUUUUUUCACUUGUUCAUAGGUGGAAGUUUGUUAUUUGGAAAAAACUGCUGUGUUAAUGUAAUAUUUUAAAUAGCAUUUG